AUGAAAAACGCCAAUAGAACAUUUUUGUAUGUUUAUGGAGGUAGAUUAUUACCUGUAGUUGAUGAUCAGAGUAUUGAUGAGUUUAUUGAUGGCAUUGACACAACUGAGAUAUUGUAUUUGGAUGUAUCAGUAAACUUUGAUCUAAAAAAUCCAGCAUGGAAUCUAUUAACAGCAGAUAAUCUUAUUGCAUUUCACACAAUUUUUGUUAGAGUAAUGAGUAAUUUUUUUAUUGGAGAAUUAGAAUGUUUAUUAUUUUAA
Messenger RNA from Entrophospora sp. SA101, 258 nucleotides. NCBI's taxonomy places the organism in Eukaryota, Fungi, Glomeromycota, Glomeromycetes, Entrophosporales, Entrophosporaceae. The record is from the annotation of a GenBank genome assembly.